AUGGCAGAAGAUGCCAAGAGAUUUAUUAAUUCACCUCACCCCGAAGGUUACUCCUUAGCUAGACAGGAACAGUACAAACAGUAUCUUCGGAAAUUGCAACAUAAUUUUAUAGACUCAUGGAAUGAGAAGGUAGAAUGUAACGCAACGUUAGGUGAUUUUGAAAAACUUAAAGUUCUCGGCACCGGAGCUUUUGGAGUAGUCUAUCUCGCAAAAUACACAAGAACCGGUAAAUAUUACGCCAUGAAAACGAUGGAAAAAGAUAAAAUAGUUAAAUUAAAACAAAUAGAGCAUAGCUAUUACGAGAAGAAAAUCCUCUGCGGUCUAAACUUCCCAUUUGUUGUUUUCAUGAAGUAUUUCUUCAAAGACAACGUCUAUUUGUAUUAUAUACUUCCGUUUGUGGCUGGAGGUGAAAUGUUUUCCCACUUAAGGAAACUCGGCAAGUUUGACGAAUCUACUUCGAAGUUUUAUGGUGCUCAAGUAGUGUUAGCGCUGGAGUAUUUGCAUGCCUGCGAAUUGGUGUACCGUGACUUGAAACCAGAGAAUAUUCUCAUCGAAAGAACCGGUUACAUAAAGAUCACAGACUUUGGUUUCUGUAAACUUGUGCGUGGAAGAACUUGGACCCUUUGCGGAACGCCUGAAUAUCUCGCACCCGAGGUCAUUCUUAGUAAAGGUUACGGUAUGUCAGUGGAUUGGUGGUCGCUCGGUAUACUGCUAUUUGAAAUGAGCGCUGGGUACCCACCAUUUUACGCAUCCGAUCCGAUGAGAAUUUAUGAAAAGAUCGUUUCUGGGAAGUACCGAUGCCCUAGUCAUUUUACGCCGGAGCUCAAAGAUCUUCUCUCGCACAUCCUGCAAGUGGAUCUAACAAAGCGCUUUGGAAAUCUUAAGGACGGUGCUCUUGAUUUUAAAAAUCAUAAAUGGUUUCGUGAAAUCGACUGGGAUAGCCUACUGAAUAGUAGAUUACAAGCCCCAUUUAUACCCAAAAUUCGGUCUCCUGGAGAUACGUCAUACUUCGAGAAUUACGAAGAUGAGAAAGUGAAAGAAAGUCCCGUGUGUCUAUACGAAGAAGAAUUCGCUGACUUUUAA
Leptosia nina is the source of this 1083-nucleotide messenger RNA. The record is from the annotation of a GenBank genome assembly. Lineage: Eukaryota; Metazoa; Arthropoda; Insecta; Lepidoptera; Pieridae.